AUGGGUGAUCAGGAUCCAACACCACUGAGCAGAGAACGUUCCAUGUACCUGAGGAUUUAUACGGCCGCGGGUUGCCGACCCCUGGCCUGGAUGAACCAGCUCCCCCUGCUGGAUUCAAUCCAGUUUCAGCAGGCAUUCAGUCUGGCUGCCAACGUCACCCUACUAGCUGUCAACAUUCGUAAUGACAGGCUCAUCAUGACAGGAAGUGGCAUCUACACCCCUUUUUCUGCCACCUACCACCACGCCAGGAAAGGGGACCCAGAGGAGGGCAGGCUGCUGGUGGCCAGAGUGCCAGUUUUGGAGCCACUUGAGGUAAAACAAAGUGCAGCCAAAGAGGUGGAGGCUGGUGGUGGGGAGUCAACAAUAUCAGCGGCUACAGACUCUGGAUACUGCUACCAAGAUAGCUGUGAUGACCCUCCUCCUCCCUCCUACCCCACCUUCAUCUCCUCUAUGAUGUAUGACACAUUUACAUUUGUCCUCUUAAAUGAGACACAAGGCGACAUUAAAGUGUGCAACGGCACUUUCUGCUGCCGCCUGCAGUACAGGUGGUUACUGCAAGACCAUAAAGAGCUCUAUGCUUUCGGCGCACUUGCAGGAACACACACCGUCAACGGACGUUACGCACUGCAGGUUUGUGCAGUAGUCUGUUGUGCAGGGUUGGAUCAGAGCUCUUGUGGACAGGAAGCGGAAGAAGCAGAGUCUAAAAUGGACUUCCUGUUGGAGGGGAACUUUGACACCAAAUACGUGUACCCAUCUAUUCUGACAAGCCGAAUGUUCCUGGAGCAGCCAGAGAGUCUGGAGAAAGCUGCAGACGGGAGACUGACCAUGAAACAUUCAAACACGAAGGGUGGCCUGGUCACUGCCUGCCUGUAUGGACGAAUGUACCACCUGGACAAUGAAUAAACUUUAGAGGGAUCAGGAAAAUAAAGUUCAGUGUUAUGGUUAAGAGCUGCUCCAACCUUCAGCUGUUACACAUUUCUUUUAUCUCUUAUAAAAUAAACCAAAACAAAUGUCUUUA
Molecule: messenger RNA, 1018 nt
Organism: Oreochromis niloticus (Nile tilapia)
Lineage: Eukaryota; Metazoa; Chordata; Actinopteri; Cichliformes; Cichlidae
Product: biotinidase-like
Exons: 3
Coding region: 1-903 (300 amino acids)
Source: RefSeq, a predicted model, not a curated record